UCUCGCUUCUCUCCGCCGCCGCCACCCUCCCACACGCGCGCGCCUCUCUAGGGUUUCCCACCUCUCACCGGCGGCGGCGGAAGGCGAAGGCGGCGGCGGCGGCGGCGAAGAUGGGGCACUCCAACGUGUGGAACUCCCACCCCAAGAACUACGGGCCGGGCUCCCGCGUCUGCCGGGUGUGCGGGAACCCUCAUGGACUGAUCAGGAAGUACGGGCUCAUGUGCUGCAGACAGUGCUUCCGCAGCAACGCCAAGGACAUCGGCUUCAUCAAGUACCGCUAAAGUCAUCUUGGUUUCCUCAGCCCUACUGCUGGGUGAAGAGAUGGAGCAUUUAAUGGAAGGCUUAAUUUCAGUUCCAGUAAUUUAGCUGUUUGUUUGGUACUCUGCAGACUAAAGUGGUUUAUGUUUCUGAUGCUAUUUGAAUGAUGUGGAUGCUAAGUAUGAAUUAAUCGCGCAUCAAAAAAAAUCCUUUAAUACUAUUAUAUAUGUGCUCCUGUGAGGGAUCGUAUGAUUUUUUGCUGUUGAAUGGAGAUGUUCAGGUUAGCAGUCAGCUGCUGCAUUUUGGACAGGCACA
This is a messenger RNA of Oryza sativa Japonica Group (Japanese rice), 573 nucleotides long. RefSeq names its product small ribosomal subunit protein uS14. NCBI's taxonomy places the organism in Eukaryota, Viridiplantae, Streptophyta, Magnoliopsida, Poales, Poaceae. The record is from RefSeq and is a predicted model, not a curated record. Gene Ontology annotation, molecular function: structural constituent of ribosome; zinc ion binding. Gene Ontology annotation, cellular component: cytosolic small ribosomal subunit; ribosome. Gene Ontology annotation, biological process: translation.